Messenger RNA from Dipodomys ordii (Ord's kangaroo rat), 1110 nucleotides. It is a transcript of the gene Cd48, whose product is annotated as CD48 molecule. The transcript has 4 exons. The record is from RefSeq and is a predicted model, not a curated record. The coding region runs from base 81 to 809 and encodes 242 amino acids. Lineage: Eukaryota; Metazoa; Chordata; Mammalia; Rodentia; Heteromyidae.
CUCUGGUUCCUUUUUAGGUAGCUUGAUCUACCCCAGCUCUUAGGUUUCGCCUACAUUCCUGGGAUGCUCUGGAAAGUAGCAUGUACUCCAUCAGAAGGAACUGGUUUUUGACUCUGGACCUACUACUACUGUCUCUCCUGGUGACUAGCAUGCAAGCAGAUAGUUCAGAACUGGAGAAGAUUGUGCUAUCUGGCAGCAACGUGACUCUGCAAAUCUCUGAAAGCCUACCAGAAAAUGCCACCUCUGUAACUUGGCUCUACACCAUCAAACAGAAGAUUGUAGAAUAUGAGCAAAGCAGACCUCCUAAAUACUUCGAUUCUGCAUUUAAGGACAGGGUCAAACUUGAUCUUCAAAAUGCUGCACUGCACAUCUAUCAGGUCCGAAAAGGAGACAACGGUACCUAUUACUUGAGAGUGAUUAAGGAUGAAAUCAAACAGUGGAAGAUAUCCUUGAAGGUGCUUGACCCGGUACCCACGCCUACCAUAAACAUUGAGAAGAUAGAAGAAUCGGAUGGCAACUGUUAUCUAAAACUAUCCUGUGUGGUAGAGGACCCGUUUGUGGACUACCUUUGGUAUAAGGACUCAGGCCCCUUUCCCAUGGAACUCCAGAGAAGUACACUUGAAGUCACUGUGACGCCACACAACCAAUCCAAGUCAUAUACCUGUCAAGUCAGCAAUCUUUUAAGCAGCAAGAAUAAUACACUUUACUUCACUCCACCCUGUACUCUAGCUAGAUCCACUGGAGUAACAUGGAUGACAAGUUGGCUUCUGGUCAUGGUGCCCACUAUUCUUGACCUCCUACUUAUCUGAGAUCACCUCUGCUGAUUCAAGAGUGGAACUUCAAGGCCAGAGGAUUGUUCAAUAAUAUUCUUAACCAGAACAGGAGUUCUGGUUAUGUGGAACUGGUGUGUUGUUGAAGCACCCAUGAGAAUUUUAACUUAACUUUAAAAAAAUGUGGCUGUUAUUAUAUUUUAUAUCCCCUAGUUAUUUUCUAACAUCGCACAAAUAUGUUAAUGUAUUCUCUCCACCCCAAAUCCCAAAUUCUAAGGUUUUUUAAAGAGCUGCUUGCUUGCUUGCUUUUUUUUCUUCCUUCCUUCCUUCCUUCCUUCCU